Molecule: messenger RNA, 1245 nt
Organism: Candidula unifasciata
Lineage: Eukaryota; Metazoa; Mollusca; Gastropoda; Stylommatophora; Geomitridae
Source: the annotation of a GenBank genome assembly
AUGGUUCUGAAAGGACUUGUUCUACUACUGUGCGUCACUGUUGUUGGACUAGCCAUUGUGGGGUAUCAUCCUUUACCUGAAGGCAUUGGUGAGCCACACAAAGUACAGUUUAUAGUUGGCGUGUCCAAGAUUUUCCGUGCUUUUUCCAGGUUGAAGGCAUAUCUUGGCUAUGGAGACAGACAGAGCAACAUUCUAUUGCUGCGGGACUCCCCGAAGACCACAGUCCCAGAGUCUGCUGCAUAUGGAGCUUUGAAGGUAACCAGGGCGGAAAUAGCUGGCGUACCUGUAAUAGUCUACCAGCCAAAGGACGAGUCGACACUUCAUCCUGCCAUUGUUUUCUUCCAUGGAGGUGGCUGGGUGUUAGGAUCUCCAGAUACCUAUGACAAGACAGUUUACUUGUAUGCAGUCCAGACACGAACUGUUGUUGUCAGUGUUGGCUACCGCCUGGCACCUGAACACCCAUUUCCAGCGCCCAUCCAGGACUGCCUUGAUGUAACCAGGUUUGUUUUGAAGCACGGCUCAGAGUAUAACAUCGAUGUCAGCAAAGUUGGUGUGGUGGGCGACAGUGCAGGAGGGAAUUUAGCGGCUGCUGUAGCUCUGAAGCUCACAACGGAAAAAUCGGAUCUUCCCCCUCUCCGGUUCCAAGUGCUGCACUACCCAGCCUUACAAGCCUUCGACAUGCGUUUACCUUCGUACGUGGACCUCAAUGAGAGUGUGCCCAUUCUGACUUCAAAUCUGAUGGGUGUCUUCUAUGCGUUUUAUAUGGGCCUAGAUCCACAAAACUUGACUUACUACUCGACGGUGAUCAACGAAAACAGACACAUUCCUCCUCACGUCCGAAAAUCCGCAUUUGGUGAAUUUGUGAAUGUGAAACAUUUACCAGCCCAGUAUCAAACAGCCCACGAGACGAUCCCAGAUCUGUCCGCACAGUACGACCAGCAUGUUUAUGAACAAAUCAAACACAUCAUCACUGACCCCUUGUUCUCGCCGCUGAUGGCGCUGGAUCUAGCAGGAGUACCCCCGGCGUUUGUUCAUGUUUGUGAGUUUGAUGUUCUAAGGGAUGACGGGUUUUUGUAUGCUAGAAGACUUCAAAACGCGGGUGUCAAAGUUCAUCUACAUUUUGGGAAGGGCGGUUACCAUGGAGAUAUAUCUAGCAGAAUGUGGAUAGUUGAUUUGCAUCCCAAAAGUGGCCAAGUGGCGUUAGCUGGUGCGUACGCGUUCAUUGACUCAGUACUCAAGCAGUGA